This is a messenger RNA of Letharia columbiana, 1254 nucleotides long. RefSeq lists its product as uncharacterized. The record is from RefSeq and is a predicted model, not a curated record. The transcript is spliced from 2 exons. Bases 1 to 1254 code for a protein of 417 amino acids. NCBI's taxonomy places the organism in Eukaryota, Fungi, Ascomycota, Lecanoromycetes, Lecanorales, Parmeliaceae.
AUGGCGGGAAACAAGAGACGCCGAACCAGUGGAGGCUUCCACACCACGAGAGGCGAUCUCCUCAGUACUGUGUCCCCAUCCUCCGCCUCGCAACCAACUUUCCUCAGCACUUUUGAUCGCGCAUCGCGCUACCCAAUCUUCCACAAUCUCUGUGAUUGCCUCACAAUCGCUGAGAUCGUCGCGUUGACUCAGACAUGCAAGAAGUUCUCUGGCUUGUAUCAGUAUCUCCUUUCAUCUCAGUGGGAUGUGGAUCAAGCACUUCGCCGCUAUGUUGAAGAUCCCCAAGGCUUCAGAUCUCAGAUGGCUAGAUACGACGCGCUUAUAUCUGGAAACUUCGCAGUUCAGUACUUUGAGAGAAACAUUUGGAGCUGUAAGCGUCUAGUCGUGUAUAUUUUGCAAGGCCGUGGAUCUCAGCUGUUCAGCAAAUACCUCUCAACCAUAGCAGGUUAUUCGGAAGAGAAGCUCAAAGAAUAUGGCCCGGACCGUCCUGCAAUGGAGACCCGUACCUUCAAGAAAGAUGCCGACAGAAAGUUUGAGAUCCGUUUGCAUUCAACAACAUGCCUACCUGCUCAGUACAUACUUGAAAUCAGCAGUUCUACUGCAGUUGUCAAUAUUCUAAGCUGGAACAAAGCCUACUCUGUAUUCCCGCUGCCGACAUUCAUUCAGCACAAGUCCUAUUUGCUGCAUGACUUGGACAAGUCCGCUAGACAAUCGGCACGAAAAUACUCCCAAAGAGGAUGGGAUGUUCAGGGAGUGAUGUGGCCCGAGGAGAAACGCCGUAAUCAUCCCAUCCGGGAGCGAAGACGCGUUGGCGACCGUUAUACGUGGACGAUUCCUUUUGACACGAGGAAAGUAGAGUGGUCAAAAACGCCCGACUACGUCCUUGAGCAUGCUUGCUUCGAGAUGGACCUGUCCAUGAACUAUGAUAACGAGGAAUUUCAAUAUCGUAACCAGAGUGUCCGGUAUUAUGUUAUCGAAGCCAACGUACUAGAAUCUAAGGUCCUAAAGCACACUUAUGUUUACGGUGGCGUCGACAUGAUAGACUUCUUCUUUCCUCGACUCCAUUCCUUCAUUAUCUCAGAAAUCUACAAACUUGAUCCUGCACAGAGGCCCACCAAUUACAAACAGAUGCUGGAAUAUCCUGGCAACAUCGAUGGCGCCCUUGGUGAUUUCGAUCAACCGGCUAGUUGGACAUAUCGAGACGACGAAUUUCCAAAAUGGUACAAGGCUUUUGAGCAGUACCAGCCUGAGUGA